Messenger RNA from Corylus avellana, 1471 nucleotides. NCBI's taxonomy places the organism in Eukaryota, Viridiplantae, Streptophyta, Magnoliopsida, Fagales, Betulaceae. The record is from RefSeq and is a predicted model, not a curated record.
AUGGAACAACCUACUAAGCAGAAAUCUGUGCACGAUGCUGAUGAUGAUGGAAGAUUCAGCGACCUUCCAGACGAAAUUGUUCAUCGCAUUCUUUCUUUCCUCCGGAUGAGGGACCUUUCGAGACUAAGCGUGGUGUCAAGAAGACGCCGAGAGUUAUGCAUAUCAAACCCACAUUUGGAUUUGAGUAACAUCGAUUUGAUCAAUUCCGACGAAUCAAGCCGAUCUCGGUUCAACAGCUUUGUGGAUCGGCUCAUCUCUCUCCGCUGGAUGCAUCGGGUGAAGACGCAAACCUUUCGGCUCCGAUGGUCUUUCGUCGGCGGAGACGACGAAUACCGGGUGGCGACGUGGUUGCAGCAUGCAGUAAACAUGGGAGUUGCAAGAAUUAACCUUGAACUAGUCCUUGACCUCGGUAAACCCUUUGACUUGCCACAUUGUGUUCUGGGUUGUAAUUCCCUAAGGCAGCUCAAGGUUGAUGCCGGGGAUGGAUUUGUCAAAUUACCCUCUCCUUAUUUUGCUGCUACAAAUCUGCAGUGGUUAGAAUUACGCCCUGUUCGAAUCGGCUGCAAUGUUAACAUUGGAGAAUUGCUUUCAUCUUUCAAGUCCCUCAAGUGUUUGUGGCUUGAUAAAAUAAGCGGGACAAAGAGUAUGACAUUCACCAGCCCGUCUGUUGUAUCAUUAAUACUUUCAAAUUAUGAUGAUGAGCUCUGCAAUAUUAGCAUUCUGCAGGAAAAACUCCAGGUUCUUGGUAUAUCAUGGAGUUCAAAAUCUGGUGGUAAAUCAUUGACAAUCUCUGCUCCCAAUCUCAAAAGGUUUUAUUUGGGGGGAUCUGCAGUGGAUUAUUACAAUUGUAUGAAGGAUUUUCCUCAUCUGUUCAAUGCCGAAAUGGGUCUUCUUUCAUUUCCUACUCAUCAAGCUUCUAGCAAGCACAUCUUUGAUAAGAUUCUUCACAGCAUACAAAGGGCCAAAUGUCUAACCAUAAACGAAUGUUUUGUUGAGGUUUUACUUGAGCAGGGCUGCUUGCCAUUUUUAUUUGAUAAUUUAGAGCAUUUAACUGUGAGAAGAAGUUCAAGAGGUGUCCAAGUACUACCAUUGUGCUCGCUUCUUAGAGGAAUAAUUAAGCUAAAGCAUCUCACCGUAUCAUGUUUAACUCGGGACUUUGCUAAUGUGACAAACUCAAUGCCUUCAAGAGAGUUUUCAUUUAAGAUGGGAUAUUGGGAAUCUCAAGACCUCAUGUUUACUCGGCAAUUGAAAAAAGUAACUAUGGUGCUUUUCGAUAAAGAGGAUGAAGUGGAACUAAUCAAGUAUUUGCUCAAGAAUGCAGAGGAAUUGGAAGUGAUGGAAAUUUUGUAUACAUCACCGGUGUCAUCAGAUUUAAUUACUGAGAUAAGAAGAUAUGAUCAGAGAGGGUGAUGGACUCCAGCAGAAUAUAUUGGUUCUACUCUGUUUGUUAUGUUGUAUCAUUUCAAUAAGU